Plasmodium inui San Antonio 1 is the source of this 222-nucleotide messenger RNA. RefSeq lists its product as hypothetical. The record is from RefSeq and is a predicted model, not a curated record. The coding region runs from base 1 to 222 and encodes 73 amino acids. Lineage: Eukaryota; Apicomplexa; Aconoidasida; Haemosporida; Plasmodiidae. The transcript has 2 exons.
AUGCAGAAGAGGCAGAAAAAAAGGGAACAGAAAGACGAAAAUAACAACAAAAAUAAUGGCAAAAAUAAUGACGAAAAUAAUGACAAAAAUAAUGACGAAAAUAAAGACGAAAAUAAAGACGAAAAUAAAGACGAAAAUAAAGACAAAAAUAAAGACAAAAAUAAAGACAAAAAUAAAGACGAAAACAAAAACCAAAACAACGACGAAAAAAAAGGGAAUUAA